AUGCACCAAAUGCUGGAGGAACUCAACACGCUAGGCAUCGUCUAUGGAAAUGAAUCUGAUGUUUCCUCUUCAGGUUCCUGCAUCAUCUCUGGAGACCCUCAUUAUAUCACCUUCGACAACAGGAAGUUCACUUUCCUGGGAACAUGUACUUAUACCCUUACCAGGACUUGCCAGAAAGGCUCAGGUCCCUGGUUCACAAUCGAGGGGAAGAAUGAAGAGAGGGGGCUUCCAGGAGCGACUUACCUGAGGAAAGUCUAUGUCACCAUUGACGGCGUCACCAUCACCCUGAUGAAGAACAGGAGGAUUCUGGUGGACCAGAAAAGGAUUCGCCUGCCGAAAACCGUGGGGCGCGCCCACCUCUCUCAAUCCGGCCAGUAUGUGGUUGUCAACACCGACUUUGGGCUACAGUUGCAAUACGACGGGAACCACUUUGUGAAGAUACAGAUCCCGAGCUCCUACAAGGGGAAGAUGUGUGGUCUCUGCGGGGACUUCAACGAUAACCAGAGUGAUGACUACCGAAAGCCGGACGGCACAAUGGCAGCAAAUGAUAAGGUGUUCGGAGACAGCUGGAAGACAAAGGACGACGAGGAGGACAGGUGUCAAUCGAUCGACCCUAUUCCGUGCAAGGACGAGAUCUACGACAAGGUGAUCGGGUCUGACCAGUGUGGUCUCAUUACUGACCCAAAGGGACCAUUCAGAGACUGUAUCCAUGUCGUGGAUCCCAAACCCUACUUUGACAGCUGCGUGUAUGACCUGUGCCAGUUCCAGGGGCUCCAAGGCCCCCUCUGUGACCAGCUGCAAGCCUACACAGAUGCUUGCCACUCUGCAGGGGCAACCGUGCACAACUGGCGAACACCCGGCUUCUGUGAUCCGUACUGCCCGCCCAACUCACACUACGAUCUCUGCAUCAGCCAGUGCCCUGCCACCUGCAUCCAGCCCGGCGGGGGCGGGUGCUCGAGCAAGUGCAUAGAGGGGUGCGCGUGCAACCCAGGGUACGUCCUCAGUGACAGCGAGUGCGUCCCUCUCUUUGACUGUGGCUGCACCGACCAGCAGGGUGACUAUCACAUGAUCAACGAGUCCUGGUACCUGCCCGGAUGUUCAAAAGUCUGCACCUGCGUCAGCCCCAAACACCUGGAAUGUCAGGAAACCAAGUGCUCAGAUUCGGAACAGUGCAGUCUGCAGGAUGGGGUCUACGGCUGUCAUCCCAAAGGCCAGGAGACAUGCUCUGCUUCAGGGGACCCGCACUACAAGACAUUCGACAAGGUCUACUACGACUUCAUGGGCAAUUGUACCUAUACCUUCUCCAAGCCCUGCAGCCCCAUCCCAGACCUGCCAAACUUCAACGUGGAAACCAGCAAUGAGCACCGAGGAAGGAACACCCGGGUCUCCUACGUCAAAGCUGUCCACGUGGAGGUCUACGGCGUCCGCGUCACCUUGGCAAAGGGACGACGCGUCAUCGUGGAUGGGAAGUUGGUGAACCCCCCCAUCUUCCUGAAAGGCCAGCUGCAGAUCCGCAUCAGUGGGGGCUACAUCUCGCUGGAGACCGCGUUCGGCCUGAGGGUGCGCUACGACGGGAACCACCGUGUUGACGUCACCGUCCCAUCAUCCUACGCGGGACACCUCUGCGGUCUCUGUGGGAACUACAACGGGCUCCCAGCCGAUGACAAGCGCAUGCCUGACGGUCAGGACGCUGACAGCUUUGAAGAUCUAGGAGCCAGCUGGCUGGUGCCAGGAACCCCGACACAGUGCACACACGACCAACCCCCUCAGGACUGUGACAACGACAAAUUCAAGGAGUCCUGGAACUGCGGAUUCAUCAAAGACCCGAAAGGUCCUUUCCAGGAGUGCAAUAAACGCAUCCCUGUGGAGCAGUACUUCAAGGACUGUGUGUACGACAUGUCAUGCGGACCGCACGACGAGGCGGUGUCUCUGUGCUUUGCCCUGCAGGCCUACGCGGACGCCUGUGCCCAGGCCGGCGUUUCUGUCAGCUGGCGGAACAAGACCUUCUGCCCUCUCAGCUGUCCGGCUGGCAGUCACUACGAGCCCUGCACCAGCGCGUGCCCCGCGUCCUGCAAUGACCUGUCAGCCCCCAACGACUGCUCCCACCCCUGCGUCGAGGGCUGUGCCUGCAACCCGGGCUACGUGCUGAGUGGGGACAGGUGUGUGCCGUUUGAACGGUGCGGCUGCGUGGACCCAGGGAGGAGCUACCGCCAGAUGGGAGAGAGCUGGUUCCCCAACAUGAACUGUACAGAACGCUGCACUUGUAACAGCCCGAACAACAUAACCUGUGAGCUCUGGCAGUGCGGGCCCUUGGAAAAGUGCGAGGUACAAAACGGGGUCCUGGCAUGUUACGCGUUAGGCUCUACCUCCUGCCACGUGUCCGGCGACCCCCACUACUACACCUUUGACAAAGCCAUGCACACCUUCAUGGGGACAUGCACCUACACGCUAGUCUCCAUCUGCAAUGCCACCAUGGUCACCCCGUUCACCAUCAGCGCCAAGAACGAGGAGCGGGGGCUGAGGUACGCCUCCUACCUCAGCCAGAUCUACAUUGACGUCCUCGGGCUGCAGGUCACCCUGCAGAAAAGUGGGCGGAUCAAGCUGGAUGACAUGAGGAUCAGGACACCUUUCGAGGAUGAAGAGAAGGGCGUCAGCAUCUACACCACUGGCAUCUACACCGUCCUGGAGACCAAGUUCGGGCUGAUGGUCAGGUUCGAUGGCAACCACCACCUCGAGAUUAAGCUGCCAAAUACAUACUACAGGAAGGUGUGCGGGAUGUGUGGCAACUUCAACGACGACAUCACCGACGAACUGCUCAUGCCCAACGGUCUGCUGGCAAAGAACGUCCCUCAGUUCGGAAACAGCUGGCAGGUCAGAGACAGCGACGACGACGAUGACGACGACGACGACGAUGACUCUCGGUGCUAUUCUGAUGACAGGGAUGACCUGAGCCCCCCCUGCAUGGCCGGGGAGGAGUCAAAGCUGAGGUCCCAGUGUGGGGAGCUGCUCUCGGCCAAGUACAGCAAGUGCCACCACAUCGUCGACCCCACCCCCUUCAUCGAGAACUGCGUCUUCGACCUCUGCACCUAUGGCGGGAUGGUCUCCGCCCUCUGCGACAACAUCCAGUCCUACGUCGAGGUGUGCAAGAGCGAGGGUGUUGGCAUCGAGUGGAGGAACAACACCUUCUGCCGUGAGUGA
Hypanus sabinus (Atlantic stingray) is the source of this 3198-nucleotide messenger RNA. RefSeq names its product zonadhesin-like. NCBI's taxonomy places the organism in Eukaryota, Metazoa, Chordata, Chondrichthyes, Myliobatiformes, Dasyatidae. Gene Ontology annotation, cellular component: extracellular matrix. Bases 1 to 3198 code for a protein of 1065 amino acids. The record is from RefSeq and is a predicted model, not a curated record. The transcript is spliced from 20 exons.